Armigeres subalbatus is the source of this 1183-nucleotide messenger RNA. It is a transcript of the gene san, whose product is annotated as probable N-acetyltransferase san. The transcript has 2 exons. The record is from RefSeq and is a predicted model, not a curated record. Gene Ontology annotation, cellular component: NatA complex. Bases 147 to 752 code for a protein of 201 amino acids. NCBI's taxonomy places the organism in Eukaryota, Metazoa, Arthropoda, Insecta, Diptera, Culicidae. Gene Ontology annotation, molecular function: N-acetyltransferase activity. Gene Ontology annotation, biological process: mitotic sister chromatid cohesion.
UUCUUUCGAUCCCAGUGCAAAAUUAUUCUGUGGGAGCAGGUUUUAGGUUUUCCACCGAUUUCCCCUUCGAAAACUAGCUUCUUCCGUACUAGAACAGCUUCUCCCGAUAGGGGCGAUUGUGGAGCUAUUCCUCGGAAUCAAACACCAUGACCAGAGCCAACAUUGAACUCGGCGAUGUCACUCAUCACAAUCUGAAACAGCUGAAAAAAAUCAACACGGUGGUGCUGCCGGUGUUGUACAACGACAAGUUCUACCUGGACGUCCUGGAGUCCGGAGAGCUGGCAAAGCUGGCUUAUUACAAUGAUGUCGUCGUUGGUGCCGUCUGUUCGCGAAUCGAUACCUCGGACAACUUGCGAAGGUUGUAUAUUAUGACGCUGGGAUGUUUAUAUCCCUAUCGGCGGCUGGGAAUCGGCUCCGUUAUGGUCAAACACAUUUUGAACUACGUCGAGAAUGAUGGCAACUUUGACAGCAUAUUUUUGCACGUAAAGGUCGAUAACGAGGGCGCUAUAGAAUUCUACAAAAAGUUUGGUUUCGAAAUUGUUGAAACGAAGCAGCACUACUACAAACGGAUUGAACCGGCCGAUGCCCAUGUUCUGCAGAAGACACUGACCAGACGCGGAAACGCAAACCCACAGCAGCAGCAGCAACAGCACCAUCAGAACGGAGUUGGGGGACACAACAUCAACCAGAGCAGUCAGAGUAUUCAGAAUUCCACCUCCCAGCAACAGCAAGCUCCGGAAAAGAACCGAUAAAUGAAGCUAAGCUUCAUGAAUGGGGCCAUUUUUCAGUCUUAGAUCAAGCGAAAAUGCAUUGACGGUAGGAGUUUUUGUUCGAUUUGUUAUUUAUUCAGCGCUGCAGCAGUACGUUUGGAAAAUUAAUGGCACCAAAUUUGAGUUUCCUUUGAGCAAAGUAGUGAAUGGUUUAUCUUUUAUUUUGAACAUAGAUCUUACCCUUUCUUUAGCUGCCAAUUGCUUACCCAGAAUUGUGGUUCAAUUUUAUGUUUGUCUUGCAAUUUGUAUCGGAUUCUCAUCCGUUUUACAAGUGCGCGGAAUGAUGUUCGACAUUGUUGCAAGAAGUACCUAUAAUAUGAAAAGUGUUUGAAAUGUACGAACGAUUAUUUUAAGAAACUUGAUAUCUCAAUAUGUUGAAUAGAGGUCGAAUAAAACGGUAGGCGUAAAAUAAA